Nannochloropsis gaditana CCMP526 is the source of this 1049-nucleotide messenger RNA. RefSeq names its product myosin-like protein. The transcript has a single exon. The record is from RefSeq and is a predicted model, not a curated record. The annotation marks the transcript as partial.
CGCCCCGUGUCGAAGCUUCGGCCGGACAAGCCGCUGGUGCUGGCGGCGACGACCAGUGUGGCUGCCGUUGCACAAGUGAUGGUGGAGCGUCGCGCCGCAGCGGUGUUGUUGACAGGCAAGGACGGGACUUUGAGCGGCAUCUUGACGGACACAGACGUGACCCGACGUGUGGUGUCGAAGGAGCUGUCGGUGGAGGGGACGACGGCGGAAGACGUGAUGACUGCAAACCCGACGACGGUGACGCUGGAGGAUGAUUGCUUGGACGCGCUGACCUUGAUGGUACGGGGCAGCUUCCGUCAUCUUCCCGUGCUGGACUCUGGGGACGCGGUGGUGGGAUGCCUGGACAUCGCCAAGUGCUUGAACGAUGCUAUCACUCGGUUGGAGAAGAUGGAGGAGCAUCGGGAGAAACAGUUGGGCAACGGUACGAACAAGCAGCUGGAGGCAGCGGCGAUGGCGAUGGCGUUAGCAGGACGUGGGGGCGGGGGAAAGCACCAGACGGCGCUUGUCUCGACGCUCAUGCAAUUGCUUUCUUCCAGCGGCGGGAAUGGAGAGGACGGUGGGAGCAAGCUGCCGAGUGUGGGGAGUAUGCUCAGCGGAGCUUCUUCUACAGCACUUCUCUCGAAAGAGGCCAGUGUUCUUGAGGCGUCGAGAGAGAUGGCAGCCUCGCGUAAGGCAUGCCUGGUGGUGGGUGAGAACGGUGAGCUGAUCGGGUUGGUCACCUUCAAGGACGUGUUGGGGCGGGUGGUGGCGAAGGGGCUGUCACCGGGGGGGGCGAUUCUGGGCGAGGUGAUGACGCCCAAGCCUGGGAGCGUGACCCCGGACAUGUCACUGUUGGAUGCGUUGUACACGAUGCGGGACGGACACUUCUUGAAUUUGCCUGUGGUGGAGGAGAGUGGCCGCGCUCUGGGGCUGCUGAGCGCGAUGGAGAUCGUGCAGAGUCUGAGCUCGUUGACAGGGAAGGACGACGGCGGGAGGUCGUUCUGGGCGUCGACGAUGGCGGAAGGAGACGAUGCGUGGGAGUCGCAGUCCGAAGCUGGCUCCAUGCGCAG